Molecule: messenger RNA, 3431 nt
Organism: Patella vulgata (common limpet)
Lineage: Eukaryota; Metazoa; Mollusca; Gastropoda; Patellidae
Product: putative amine oxidase [copper-containing]
Exons: 3
Coding region: 164-2503 (779 amino acids)
Biological process (GO): amine metabolic process
Cellular component (GO): plasma membrane
Molecular function (GO): copper ion binding; primary methylamine oxidase activity; quinone binding
Source: RefSeq, a predicted model, not a curated record
UGUGUUGAUUGUUCAACGGCGCCACAUGCCUAUUUUUACUUGCUCUUGAACCGAAGCGUAAGGCAGGUAUGGUUAGAGAAUGGAAUUGGUGAUUAUCAAUGAAGGUCGGAUACAAUUCUAUAAGCAGUUUAUUUGACAGUGCUCACUUCUGUUAGUCCUAAUAAUGAAGAAACUCUCGGUGGUAACUCUGAUUCUGGCUUUGUCUAUCUUGGCUAAUAUCGCACUUGUUGUCGUUGUUUUCUGGCUGACCCACACCGAGACCUGCGACCACCAACAUCAAACGCCCGAAGAACUUUCCAACUGUACCGACUACGUCAACGUCUUUGAAGAUUUAAGAGCUGAAGAAAUAAAUGAGGUCUUGGAGUAUUUGUAUUCACAAAAAUCGCUGCAAUUAGUUAAACCCAACAAAGCCAACCUGACAACGAACUACAUUCUUGGAAUUGAACUGCACGUACCCAACAAAUCCCUGGCGCUGGAUUUUCUCGACAGUGGAGGCGAGAAACCUGUUCGGGAAGCCAAAGCAAUACUGUUUCUUCCGCAAAGAGAUCCCCCAGUGGUGGAGGAAUACAUUAUUUCUCCCAUACCCAAGCCAUCUAACCACUAUCUCAAUCCCCGCAGAAAUAAGUCCAUACCUUAUAGGGUUAGACAAUUUAGUAAUACCGAAAUGGUAGCAGCCGUGAGGUUGCUGCAAAAAGAAGUUGCCACGAAAGUUGAAAAUAUGUUGAAACGAAGUUAUGGGGCAGCUUUUACAAAUUGUGACGAUAAAUGUCUCACGUUUACAGCGUCUGCUAUUUCGUCUGCUUUUUCGAAAAAGAGAAAAUUGUGGAUUACAUCUUUAUACCAACAAGAAUUCUCCACACUUCAUCCGGUCGGUUUCCAGAUUCUUAUAAAUAUGGACGGAACAAACGCAUCUGAGUGGAAAAUUGAAAAACUUUGGUACGCAAACAAAAUGUUUGACUCUGUUGACGAAUUGGUGCAUAAAUACGAAAAUAACGAAAUUCCAAAGUUAGUUUUACGGUUCCCGGAACCCGAAAAGGGUGAAAGCACAAUACGCGGGUCGUUGCAUAUACGCGGUAAGCAAUUUCCAAAUAUUCCCAAAUCCGGGCCGAGACAGUACGAACCCCAGGGUCAUCGGUAUACUGUACACAACCAGCAUGUGAACUACAUCAACUGGGAGUUCAACUACAGGAUGUCGUAUACGUCAGGGAUUCAACUUUAUGAUAUACGAUUUCAAGGAGAAAGGAUUAUAUAUGAACUAAGUAUGCAGGAAAUAGCAAUAGUUUACGCCGGUGCCAGUCCCAAUGGAAUCUAUGCUCAAUUAUCGGAUAGCGCUUUUGGUUUCGGCAAUAGAGCCUAUGGAAUGAUGCCGGGUGUGGAUUGUCCGGAACAUGCCACCUUUCUUGGUUCAACGAUUUUAAAUGAAGACUUUUUGGAAGCGAAAAAUUACCCGAAUUCUAUUUGUAUUUUCGAACAUAAUACCGCACUUCCGCUUCGGCGGCACAAAUCAAACAGUGUGCGCAGUGGAUUCUUUUAUGCGGGUGUUGUGGAUUAUGUUUUGAUUGUUCGGACUGCUUUUGUAAUGUUUAAUUACGACUACAUUAUAGACUUCGUUUUCCAUCAAAACGGUGCUAUUGAUGUUAAAAUACACGCGACUGGAUUUAUUAUGUCCAGUUUGUAUUUCUCAGAAGAAGAAGCCUAUGGAAUGAAAAUGUCAGAUUCUUCCGUGGGUUCUGUGCACCAACACUUGUUUAGUUUCAAAGCGGAUAUAGAUAUUCUGGGUACUAAAAAUAGAUAUGUGACUUUAGAUACUGAAAUCGAUAACAAAACUAGAAAAUGGUUUGAAAAUGGGGAAUAUUUUUCUCAGUUGACCUUUAAAAGAAAACUCAAAAGAACCGAAUUAGAGGCAGCAUACAAAUUUAAUUUUGAUACCCCAAAAUACCACAUAGUUCUUAAUAACGAUAAGCUUAAUCCCUAUUCUGAACCUAGGGGUUAUCGAGUUAUCACUAAGGGAUUUUCUAAACAGAUGUUACCGCAAAACGUGGGUUUUGAAAAGUCAAUGUCGUGGUCGAGAUACCAAAUGGCAAUGACGAAACGCAAAGAAGACGAAUCUACUACUAGUUCUAUGCAUUCUAUGUUUGAUGGAGGAGACCCUGUGGUUAAUUUUCAAAAAUAUUUGAACGACGACGAAAACAUAGUAGAUGAGGAUCUGGUUACAUGGAUAAGUCUGGGAAUGCACCAUAUACCCCAUACAGAGGAUUUACCCAACACUGCCACGACCGGAAAUGAGAUGUCAAUCACUUUUCUUCCUUACAACUACUUUCCGGAAGAUCCUUCUGUCGGAUCACGUGAUGCCAUUCGAGUGGAUGCAAAAUCAGAAAAUAAGGGGAGAGUCACUUUUCAACGACACGGAACACCUUUCAAAUUCACAUGUCCACCUCAACAGCCUGAUUUCGAACAAAUUUUAAAGAAUGGUUCAGUGCUUUUUAUGAGCUUGGCUCCAUAGACAGUGACGUGGUGUUACCCCACCAAAUUAUCCCGAAAAGUCCGAGUACUUAUAUGGCCUUAACCUUUGUGCGUGCAAGUCGCACGAAAAAACAUUGUGGGCAACAAGGGGUAAUCUAAGACCCCAGAUAUAAAUUGGUUUUUGGAUGCAUAAUUUUAUUCAAAUAUGAUCAAACUACAGCUUCAUAUAAUGACUGAAGAAUAAAAAAAAAUAUGAGGUAUUAACAGUGAAGAUAUGAAUUAUCAGGUAUUUUUGAAACCAUCAAAAUCUUCAAAUAACUUAAUGGUUAUUUCCAUGUAGAAUUGUCUCUUGGCGGGGUUGGUAGAGUACCUAGAUUUGUUUUCGGAUCUAGUAAGACAGAUUCCAAAUACAAAGCUGGCAUCUAGCCCAGAACCACUCGGCAAACCUCCUACAAUCGAGGCUAGAUUUAAAGUAACGGAAUCUACCGAGGUUUGCCGAGUGGAAUAAAAACAGAUUAGAUACUUGUAACCAGUAAAAUGUUUAAAGGAGGGGAGGGGGGGGGGGUCAUCAAACAAGGGUUAACGAAAGAGAACUGGCGACAGAGUCUGCUCAGUCAGCCAUUUCUGACCACCGUUAAAUGUAAUUAGGCCUUCAUUUACUUGCAUGUGUAACCAAUUUUAUUACAAUUACUUUGAAGCAAUCAUAUUACAAUUCCUAUGAACCAAUCAAAAAACAAUAACUACCAUACGUAACCAAUCAAAAUAAAAUUACUUUCAUAGAUAACCAAUCAAAUUACUCUCAUUCAUAUUUUUAAGAUUACAUUAAAAUAAGUAACCAAUCAAUUUACAGUUUAUAAAUAUAUAAAUGUAAAUAUGGGAAUGUAAUCAUUUGGAUUUCAUGAUUGCUUAAUUACUUUAACCCCUUUUAAGGUAAAUCUAGAAAUGACAUUUGAUUGGUCGAAAAUAUU